AUGAUUAAAGUGGAUGAGAUUCCAUGUCCCCCUCUUCAAUCAACACUAUAUAUUAAGCACUCUGAAUUGUACAUCAAUCAAAAGUUUCUAAGUCUUCUGUUUUAUCUUCUCACAACACACAAAGAAGAAAGGGCGUGCCUCACUCGCUCUAACAGCUUCCCUUCAAGGCCACACGCGAUCGUUCAAGAAGUUGACGAGCAUUUGUGUAGACUGAGGUCUUCUGAGGCUGCCUCCACAUCUUCAUCAUCAAUAUGCCACAAACUAAGUGGCCUCCAAGACUUGCAUGAUUGUGUUGAUAAGUUGCUUCAGUUGCCUUUCACACAACAAGCCUUUGCCAAAGAGCAGAAUGAGAAAUGGACUAAUGAGCUAUUAGAUGGCUCUCUCAGGCUCUUGGAUGGUUGCAACAGGGCCAAGGAUGCUAUCUUGCAAACCAAGGAAUGCGUACAGGAUCUUCAAUCGAUCAUACGAAGAACACGAGGAGAUGAAUCUGGAGCACUCACCAGUGAGGUUAGGAAAUACUUAACCUCCAGGAAGAUGGUGAAAAAGAUCCAAAAGGCUAUGAAUAAUCUCAAGGGAAUCGAAAACAGAUCCACCUUCUCUUCCCCAAACCAGGACAAUGAGUCUAUUGCCAUUGUUAACAAGUUGAGAGAAGUUGAAGCAGUCACUCUUGCAGUGUUUGAGUCACUGCUGUCCUUCAUCUCUGGACCAAAAUCACAGCCAAGCAGCUGGUCAUUGGUCUCCAAGAUGAUGCAUUCCAAAAAAGUUGCUUGUGAGGAAGAAAAAGAAGCCAAUAAAUUUGCACAAGUGGAUGCUGCAUUGAACUCACUCAUUGGAGACAAGACAAGCAAAACUCAAAACAAAAGUGUCGAAAAUGCACAGAACCAGCUCGAGAAGCUGGAGUUAUGCAUUCAAGACCAAGAAGAAGGAGUUGAGUGCCUAUUUAGGCAAUUGAUCAAAACAAGAGUCUCCCUCCUCAACAUCCUUAACCACUAG
Messenger RNA from Prunus mume (Japanese apricot), 993 nucleotides. The record is from RefSeq and is a predicted model, not a curated record. NCBI's taxonomy places the organism in Eukaryota, Viridiplantae, Streptophyta, Magnoliopsida, Rosales, Rosaceae.